CCGGAAUAGAAACAAUCAAAUCAAAUAAGCAAUCAUCGCUGCCGAAAAUGGUUGGCCGACCAUCAUCCACCAUAAGAUAAGUACGAAUAGGUACGGUACGAAACGGUUGACGCCGUUUUUCGCGACUUAGUGCUAAUUGAGCCGUUUGAUGAGAUUCACCUCGCUGUAGGGAGGCAGAUUCAGCCCGGGGAAAUGAAACUCUCUAGAAGCCAUGCUAUUCCCCUGCUGUGGAGUCUACUGUUUCCGGCUGUCGGAGUAGGGGUCUACUUUCUUAUCUACUGGAACUGGUCGAGCUUACCGGAACCCGUGCUGAUCACAGAAGAGGUGUCGGAUCAGCCUGUAUUUGUAGCGGAACGCGCGCACAGUUUACUCCGACAGCUCACGAGUAAAGGUCCUCGAGUGGUUGGAAGUUCGACGAAUGAAGUUUUAACGGUAAAUUUCUUGCUGGACACGAUCAACCAAAUAGCUAGGGAUGCUGACCCAUCGAAUUUGGUAUCCGUUGAAGUGCAAGACGCAUCCGGGAGUAUGCUGUACUACUCAGAGACUUAUCCCAUGACCAGCUUUUAUCGCGACGUUCAAAAUGUCGUUGCCACCGUGAGAAAACGAAGCGACAGCCAAUUUAGCGGGCGUUAUCUUUUGCUAAAUUCUCACUUUGAUACGGUCAUAACUAGCUCUGGUGCAGGUGAUGAUGGGACAAUGGUGGUGGUAAUGCUUGAAGUACUGAAACAAAUCAGCCGCCUCAAUCUCGACUUGAAACAUGGAUUGAUAUUUUUGUUCAACGGCUGUGAGGAGAACACUCUUCAGGGCUCACAUGGCUUUGUGACCGGUCAUUCACUGGCGAAUAAUGUUUCUGCCUUCCUUAAUCUGGACAUUGCUAGCAACACUGGUCGGGAGAUUAUGUUUCAAUCUGGCCCAAACUAUCCAUUUCUGAUGCAGUACUAUCAAAAAUUCGCUAAACGACCGUAUGCAAACUCUGUCGGAGAAGAAGUAUUUCAACUGGGUUUAGUUCCAUCCGGUACGGAUUAUGAAGUGUUUACUCAAUUUGGAAACUGGCCUGGGAUGGACUUCGCUUUGUCUUCUUACGGCUACCUUUACCACACCAAGUACGAUGCCCUUUCUUCCAUUUCUCCGGGAACACUCCAACACAUCGGAGAUAACUUACUUCCUAUAGCCAUAGCUCUGGCAAAGGCCAACGAACUCAACAACAUCUCGGAGCAUGAGCUUAGCGCUGCUACGUUCUUCGAUUAUCUCCAUCUCUUCGAGAUAUCCUACGAUAGAACGCUGACAUACGUGAUCAACUGCUUGGUGGCCGUGGUAGGAUUAAUCCUCAUAAUAGUGACAAUUGUGAUGAUGGUCAAAAUGGAAGGCGCCAAACUUCCAAAAAUUCUCCUAGAAUGCGGAAUAACCCUUAUAGUCCAAACGGUCGCCAUCUUACUUGGCGCUGGAGUUACGAUAGCCAUAGCCUCCAUCUUAGAUGCCGCAAACCGAUCCAUGUCGUGGUAUACUUCUAACUGGCUGAUAUUUGGCCUUUACUUCGUUCCAUUCAUACUCUGCCUCACAAUCGUUCCGUGGCUAUACAUCCGCUACCGGAAAGUCAGCUACCUCAACAACCAAGGACGCGUACUACUUUUCCUACACUCCCAAUGUUUAAUCUUCAUAGCCCUUCUCCUGACCCUCACCGUGGCCGAAAUUCGAUCCGGAUACCUUCUCCUUUUCCCGGUGAUUUUUCAUUCCCUUUCAACAAUAGUCAACAUAUUCCUCAAAUUCAAGCUAAACCACUGGAUCUACGUUCAAGUCAUCGGUCAGAUCAUUCCAAUGGUUUACUUCUGCGCCCUCAGCAUUACCGUAUUCACCGUUUUCAUUCCCCUAACCGGUAGAGGAGAUCCCGGAGCCAAUCCCGACUUCAUGAUGGCCCUGUUCAGUAUCCUCAUGAGUCUUCUCUUGUUCGGCCUGCUGAUACCACUGGUGGUCCUGCUACCGAAAAUCCGUUACUUUAACACACUCCUAGCGCUAUUUUUCCUUUGUAACGUGAUCGUGGCGUUCACCCCCGUUGGAUUUCCGUUCCGUGAAGCUACCACUCCUCAACGUUACUACAUUUUCCAUCAAGCGCGACGCAUCUUCAACGCCGACGGCAGCGCUCGCCUCUCGACAAACAACUUCUUCGUCUAUUCGAUGGAUCGGCACACCCGGCGACUACUAGCCCAAGAAGUUCCCAUAUGGGAGCAAUCCCAACCGAUCAGCGACUUUUGCGAGCAGGACCUCUACUGCGGUUUCCCGUUCUACAACAAUCGCUAUCAUCGGUACCGGGAGCACAGUUUCUGGCUGCCCGCCAAAUCGGAACCAACCUUCCCGGAACCGGUCCGUCUACAACUCCUAGAAAAGCAGGACAUUUCCCCGAACCACAGACGAUACAGUUUCUCUCUCGAGGGACCAACCCUAAUGGGACUCUACGUGUCCCCUCACCAAGGAAACAACCUCACCAGGUGGUCGUUCAGCAAUUCGAUUCUUCCCGGAGGAACACCCUGGCGAGGUCAACCGGUCUACUACGUAAACCUCAUUCAAGCCAAAACACCUUCUCCACUACUGUUCACUCUUCAAAUUCGUACCAGCUCAACGCUCCAGCCCGACGUCACAACCUUGCGGUUAAACAUCGUUGGGAACUACAUGCACCAUGAGGAGGCUCACACCAGCGAGUUCCGGCAGCUGAUCGAGCUGAUGCCGCCGUACAUGCAUACCGUGGCCUACCCGAGCUAUCUGGAAAGCCGGGAGUUUUGAGUUGGCUUUCGGGAAGUUAAAGAACAGGAAAAUAAA
This is a messenger RNA of Uranotaenia lowii, 2811 nucleotides long. Its product is annotated as endoplasmic reticulum metallopeptidase 1-like. Gene Ontology annotation, biological process: proteolysis. The transcript is spliced from 4 exons. Gene Ontology annotation, molecular function: metalloexopeptidase activity. NCBI's taxonomy places the organism in Eukaryota, Metazoa, Arthropoda, Insecta, Diptera, Culicidae. The record is from RefSeq and is a predicted model, not a curated record. Bases 193 to 2775 code for a protein of 860 amino acids.